Messenger RNA from Blepharisma stoltei, 2196 nucleotides. The record is from the annotation of a GenBank genome assembly. NCBI's taxonomy places the organism in Eukaryota, Ciliophora, Heterotrichea, Heterotrichida, Blepharismidae.
AUGGAUAAAGUAAAGAUCUAUCUAUUUACAAGUCUCUGUAUUGAUUUCGCAUUCAUUGCUCUAAUUCUGACCAGUAUCACAUAUGACCUUAUAAACAGCUUAGAAGCCGCAGAAAUACUUUGCAUUAUUUUUUCAAUCAUCUCGCUUAUCUCAUUAUUUUUAAUUUUCCUGCAUUUUAUCCUGAUCCUUAUAGUAAAGAUCAAGCUUUUUCCGUUCUUAAAGUACGGUCAUAUCAUAGCGACUCCCGCUUAUUGUUUAGGUACAAUUUUAUAUAUAACAAUCAGCACCUACUAUUCCAUUUCAAAUACAAAAACUGGCUCAGGAACUCUUCUCUCCUACGCUAUUAGUGGCAUUGCUCUCUUCCAAAUAUCUCUUUACAUCUACAUAAAAAAGUUCAAGGACUGGAAUUCUGCCGAUAUCAUGAAAUACGCAGUCAUCGAUGAACAAUUCAAAGCAGAAGACGGCACAGAAAUGAGCUAUACACACAGUGACAUCCCAAAAUCCAAAGAUAACGAGUUUCUAAUCCGAUACGAAGAAUUACAACAAAAAUACGAAGAAGAGCUUAAAUUGACGGCAGCUCUAAAACAAGAAAAAAUUCAGGAAUUCAGAAGGGCUAAAUUAGUUGAGGACAGAAAAGAGCAAGAAGUAGCACAAUUAAAAGCAGAAUUAUUAAGAAUAGAAAAAGACAGAAACGAAGGCAGAGAAAGAAUUAAAAAGAACGAAGAAAGAAUUUUGAAGCUAAAAAAGCAAGUUUCUGACUUAGAAAAUGAGAAAAGGGAAAUUGAAGCAGAAGCUGAGGCAAAUUUAAUGAAUUUUCAUAAGAGCCAGAAUGAAGGAAAUAGCUAUCAAGUCAAUGACCAAAUUAAUGAAGAAGAUCACCCAGACACUAAAGCUUUUAUUCAAAAAAUGAAAGAAUUAGAAAGCGAAAUAGUGGCAAGAGACAAAGAAAUUUUACAGCUAAAACAGAUAGAGAAAACGCAGAAUGAUAAUGUAGAGAAAGAAUUGGAAAUAGCAAAAGCAAGCAUUGAGAAAUUAGAAGAAAAAAUAAAUGAAUUCAAAACUGAAAAUUCGAAUUUGAGGUCAGAAUUAGCUGCUGCUAAAGAAGAUGAUAAGGAGGUGGAAAAGUUGAAUGUGCUUAUAGAGAGGGAACAUAAAAAGAAAGAACUUCGCAUUGUGGAGUUAGAAGGAAUAUUAGCUGAUUUUGGGAAUAAAUUAAAUAUAGAAAAAAAUAAAAACAGUGAGCUUGAAAAAGAAAAAAUUUCGAUUGAGCAAGAAUUAUAUAGUUUAAAAGGAUACAUUAAUAUGGCAGAGGUAAUGCCCUACCUCUUGACGAAAUUUUCCUCAACACCUGCAGGGAAGGGCCAGGUGAAGGAACAAAGCUGAGAACAGGUCCGACACUCUUAGUGUAUAUGGGGCAGAGGUUUUCUCCAUGCAAUAGGGUAUAAUAGCAGGACAUCGGAUUUUUUUCUCCUGACAUGGAAAUAAAAAAGGCACAGUCAGUUAUCGUCUUCAAUAUUAGGUUUCAUCGGUUAGGACCGAUGCCUAGCGCAAUACUGGGUCUACACCUAGGUCCCACACCCUUAGAAACCCAAUAGUGUAAAAGGACUAAAAGAGUCGAUCGAGCAACAAAUGAUACUUCUACAAGGGAAAAAUGCUGAAAUAAACCAAGAAUCCGAAAAAUCCACCAAGGAAAUUAAAGAUUUGCUUAUAAAGCAUCAAGCAGAAAAUGAGAAUUUGAGACAAAAUAUUGAACAUCUUAAAACAGAAAAAGCAUCAUCUCAGCAAGAAAUAAUAAAACUAUCAGAAAAUUUAUCAAAAGCCCAAGACAAUAUCAUCUCCUCAAAUAAACAAAUAGAGUCAUUAAGCUUAGAAAUCAGCAAUUUAAAUACCCAAAUCUCAAACUUCUCAUCCCAAAAUAGCAAAAAAGAAGGAACUAUCGCAAGUCUAACAACGAGCAUAGAAAGUCUCGAAAAUGAAGUCUCAUCAAAAACUGUUGAGAAUAUUCAACUAAAAUUGGGAAUAGAAAGCAAGGAAAAAGAGGUAGCGAGCAUCCAAUUAGAGCUCGAAACUUGUAAAAGCAAAAUAGAUGAGCUGAAUGAAAAUCUAGAAGAAGUAGUGAAGGAGAAGAACGAAAUAGCCCAAAGCUUGACUGCUAUGAUAAUGGAAAAUCAAAAGCUUAUGAUGGAGCACGAGUAA